Molecule: messenger RNA, 369 nt
Organism: Sphenostylis stenocarpa
Lineage: Eukaryota; Viridiplantae; Streptophyta; Magnoliopsida; Fabales; Fabaceae
Source: the annotation of a GenBank genome assembly
AUGCACCAAGCCCUCCCCGGUUCACCGUCCACCGCCGGAGGAAGUGGCGGAAUCAUGUUCAAGAUGGUUUCGGAGAAUCCGGUGAUCGUGAUCGGGACUCGUGGAUGCUGCAUGUGCCACGUGGUGCAGAAGUUGCUGCAGGGCCUGGGAGUGAACCCUCCCGUGUACGAGGUUGACGAGGGGGACCAGUCUGACGUGGCACAAGAGCUGUCAAGAAAGAUUGUUGGUGGCGGGGAUGACGGCGGAGUGCAGUUUCCGGCGGUGUUCGUGGGUGGGAAGUAUUUGGGAGGGUUGGAGAAAGUGAUGGCUAAACACAUCUCCGGUGAACUGGUUCCGAUUCUGAAAGAUGCCGGGGCCUUGUGGCUUUGA